Molecule: messenger RNA, 693 nt
Organism: Dibothriocephalus latus
Lineage: Eukaryota; Metazoa; Platyhelminthes; Cestoda; Diphyllobothriidea; Diphyllobothriidae
Source: the annotation of a GenBank genome assembly
AUGUUUGUUACUUUCGCUUGCCCGCAGGUUCGCUCCCUGUUUUUGGAUAAUUGGGAACCCGAGCUGAUUGCUGUGAUGCGCAACCUGGGCAACCGCCUAGGUGGCACAAUCUUUGAGGCUACUGCACCACCCCCGCGGUCAGGCUCCCCCACCGCUAGCAUAAACAGUGUCAGCAACAACAGCAGCAGCAGCAACAGUAAGCAGGACGCCCUCUUGUUGACUGAUGACAUUACUCGGCCUCAACCUGGCCAGGGUUCAGUCAGUAACAAGCAGGUGCGCCAAGCCUGGAUUGAGAUGAAGUACACAAAAGGCCAAUUUGUUGAUUUUCCCGGUUCCUCCCUCGCCGACCUGAAGUCGCGCAUCCUCGAACUCCAUCGUACCUGGCGUUCGCAGAUGCACACGGCGUCGCCGGGUGAUCAUAAGCGGAUCGAUGCUCCGAUUGACCAUUCUGUAUCCCCAGUGUUAACGAUCCUAUCAACACAAGUGUUCGGCCGUGUGGCAAAGGUCGUAGAUCGUCGGCGACCUUCAGCCAGCCCCCGUCUUGUCAAGCGAUCCCAGAUGUUCUUGGGAGACGCAAAAGAGCUGGUUACUGGUCAGGGUGUUCGCAUCGAUGAUGCUUGGGAUGAAGACUCUAACAGAGUGGCUCUUCGACUCUCCAUUUCUUUGUUAAACGACAUUUCUCGCUUUCUGUAA